GACGCAUGCGCUCGUUGAAUGCUACUAAACUCACUACGGGGUCUUUGCCGAUUUGUGCAAGGGAGCCGCACCCUGCUUUGGGCGGUCGGAUAGAAUUUACGAAGUGAAGUGAACUUUUGUGCGCUUGGCGGGGCUUGGACUGUGGAUUGAAUGCUACAGUGGAAGUGCUGAAAUUAACGGGAUAACCCUAGAGGACCUUGUUCCAUGCCGGUGAUCAAAGAUCUGUGACAGCAGGCUGGGAAACCGCUCGCCUCCACGGCAGGCCUGGUACACCCGGCGACAGGUUUACACGUUAGGCCUAUUAAUAGAGGAACCUUACAUUCGGAAGGGUCGAAGAACAUAACCUAGCAGAAUGAAUGAAUUGGACAGUCUACGACAAGAAGCUGAAGCACUAAAGAACACAAUUCGAGAUGCACGGAAACAAGCAUGUGAUACAACGCUGGUGCAGGCCACUGCCAACAUGGAACCUGUCGGCCGCAUCCAAAUGCGGACGAGACGCACACUACGCGGACACCUCGCCAAAAUCUAUGCCAUGCAUUGGGGUUCAGAUUCCCGCUACCUGGUAUCUGCAUCCCAAGACGGCAAGUUGAUUGUGUGGGAUGCAUACACCACAAACAAGGUGCAUGCGAUCCCGCUCCGAUCAAGCUGGGUGAUGACCUGCGCCUAUGCGCCGUCGGGCAGCUACGUAGCCUGCGGAGGCCUAGAUAACAUCUGUUCAAUCUACAGUCUCAAAACGCGAGAGGGAAACGUGCGCGUCAGUCGCGAACUCCCGGGCCACACGGGGUACCUCUCCUGCUGUCGCUUUGUCGACGACAACCAGAUAGUCACCAGCUCGGGUGACAUGACAUGUGCCCUCUGGGAUAUAGAAACUGGCCAACAGUGCACAUCGUUCACGGGACACACUGGUGAUGUCAUGUCUCUUUCACUGUCUCCUGACAUGAGGACAUUCGUUUCCGGAGCGUGUGACGCCUCUGCCAAGUUAUGGGACAUCCGCGAUGGUAUGUGUAAACAGACAUUCCCCGGUCAUGAGUCGGAUAUCAACGCUGUAACGUUCUUCCCAAAUGGGUAUGCCUUCGCAACGGGGUCUGACGAUGCGACGUGCCGCUUAUUCGACAUCCGCGCUGACCAGGAGUUGGCUAUGUAUUCUCACGACAACAUCAUCUGUGGCAUCACAUCGGUCGCCUUCUCCAAAUCUGGUCGCCUGCUCCUGGCUGGUUAUGACGACUUCAACUGCAAUGUGUGGGAUUCUAUGAAGGCUGAGCGUGCUGGUGUUCUUGCGGGUCACGACAACCGUGUCAGCUGCCUCGGGGUGACGGAGGAUGGCAUGGCUGUGGCUACAGGCUCAUGGGACAGCUUCCUCAAGAUUUGGAACUAGGCAGACGAGCUCUUUCCGAUCGUACGCCUCUCUUCCUUCCUCCUCCUCCGCCCUGACCCCGAGAGAACUAAAGAAAAAAAAAAACUGCGCGCUUCACAUUGCACUGGACCAAAACUCUUUCUCCUUCCCGCUUGGUGUUGCCUUCUCUCUACCUUUCUCUCUCUGCCCCCUUCAUAAACGAGCGAGGGUGAGACUUUUCCUUUUUUUUUUUUUUUUGCUCCUUCCUCAAGGGACGUACACAGAUGAGGACUUGGAGAGAGCACCACUGCCCACCGCAGUCUUUUUUUUCUAGUCAAGCGUGCAUGCAAGGAACUCCCUCCUUCUUACUCUACUCUCUUUCUCUUUUUUUUUUCUUUUUUGUGUGUAUGAAGCUCACAACAAAAUUGCGAGGUGACCGUCUUGUGGGUGGGGUGGUGGGGGGUUGUUGUGCUCUGCUGCGAGAGAGGAAAAGAACUGCUCGGGUGGAGAAAGCUGCUGCAACAUGCCCUUGUCAGUGUCACUGGCCCCCGUGACAUCCGGCAAAGGGUUGCCCACAGCUUUGCUGGCUGGCUUCACGAAUCGGCAAAGCGACGGCAGAAGGUUGUGUUAGUGGCAUUCGAGGACUGUGUACAUCCGUCUUCACCUUCUUUGUCUGUUAAUUUUGCUUUUACUUUGUGUUUUUUUCUUUGGCAAGGUACAUUGUGAGCAUGCACCUGUUACUGUACAUAGUGUUUUAUGCGAGAGUUCAGAUUUUGAGCAUUAUGUCGUACUUCCUUUACUUUGCCGACCUCUUCGGGUCAAGUUAUGGUCAGUGAGCUUACUGUUAAUGGAGGCAUUUUGUGAGAGUGUGCGUGUUGUGCUUUUGGAGUUGCAUGCAUGAGAGAUGGCCUUGUGCGGAGCACUCUGGGACCACGGUUUGCAGGGUUUACUUUAGCACAGCCGACACUUCGGACAUGAGAGCAUCAGAGGGGGACAGGCAAGAGUGUGAGAAACCCUUCAGUUUAUGCGCAUGAACACUGAGCUGUGUUUAGGUCACCUGUGUGUUGCGUGUUGUAGCCGCCGGUUUUGUGUUUGGUGCAUUUGAGUAAGGAGGAGGGAUGAUUUCUGAAGUGCUUUCUUACGGCUCGCUUGGACGUUUCACUUGGUGACGGCAAGGCAUUCGUGCCCUUGCUUUGCCUCCUUUCUACCCACGGCUUGUGCGUGCGUGUGUGUGUGUGUGGGAGAGGACCUCUGUACACGGUUGAGUCGGCACACGCACACACUGCACUGCGCUGGGUGGCACAUCUUUUUGGAAAAACAAAACCGAAUGGCGCGUAUACCUUUUUGGAAGUGACACCUGCAUGUCAGCUGUGGAAGUGUCAUUUUCCUUGUCUUCAUUGCGCAUGGUCUACGUAGUGAAACCACUGCCAUAUGCCGGAACGAAUGUUGGGAGUCCUCUCCAGACGAGGAGCACUGCGCUGCCCUUGAGACAAGAGCCCCAGUCUCAAGGGCCAGCCAAUCGCAGCCGGGCACUGGGCUGGCCAGGGAGGGAUUUUGUCAUCCGUUUUGUCUGCCCUCCCCGCCCACCCUGCUGCCCCCGCUGCCGCCCGUCCCGGGAAGGGAGUUCCCUUGUAAACUGCCCCGCCACUGCUCCGGGCGUUGGUUGGUUUCACUUCUCAUGUUUUUGCUGCCAUCUUUUUUUUUUUUUUUUUUCCUUUUUUUUUCCAUGCGUCACUGCUACCGACACAAGGACAAGGAAGCAUACUAUAUAUAUAAUAUAAAUACACAAACGCAGACUCGUCGCUCUACUCUAGGACACUUGCGCAGGCAUUUGGGAAGGGUCGUUUCCCAGCCCCCCCUGUGCGCGACAACUGCCAUACUCGAGAUGUUUGGAAAAUUGAGUGCGAGCGAGAAGUGCGGGUUGGCCGCGUGGCGCCACCCAUUGUGCAUUUCUGUUGGCUGCGCCCCCACCCCUCCCUCCCUUUCGUUUUUCUAUGACAGGAAGAAAAAAAAAUGUGUCUGGCAGACGGGGAACGUUCUGCCUUUCCCUGAAGCAGGACCACUCUCUUGCGCAGCCUUCCGACGGCUUUUUUCUUUUUUUUCGAGACAUGGACAGAGCGAACAAACCCCAAAACUUUAUAUAGAUAUAUAUAUAUAAUCAACAUAUAUGUAAGCGCGUACACGACACAUGCAUGAAUGUGCGCUCUCCCCUCCUCCUCCUCAUUGUCCAGAACUUCACUGUUGCUGCUGCUAUUUACUGCCGUAGGGUCAGUGCAAGAAGACAUUGGAGUCUACUCAUUUGGUUUUGCCAGGCCUCGAGGCUGUUGGAGCCUCGGAAUCAUUUUACUGUUUGGUUCAAACUGAGGACACAUAGCAGCAACACGUGAAGGGACACUUCCUCUGAUCCUCUUUGAACAUAUGCCGAGCCCCCCCCCAUUUCCCUCCUCCGUUUUUUCUUUCUCCCCGUUUUGUUUCCACACACACACCUUCCUCUGCGAAACAAACCAGCAGACAACAUUGAAUGGAGACAAAUGAAAUGCAGAGCAUGGGAAAAGUGACGGAACUGAUAAAAGCAAAAAAAAAAAAAAAAACCAUGCCAGGAGUUUGGGGUGCCUGGUCAGCCUGCGUGUCUUAUUUCAGUAUGUAGCUUUCAGUCUCGUUUGUGAAACAAUUUCCUUGUGUAUGUUAUUUAACUUGUCCAAUAAAGCUGUUUGUCUUUACGUACAAAACAGGA
Ornithodoros turicata is the source of this 4067-nucleotide messenger RNA. It is a transcript of the gene Gbeta13F, whose product is annotated as guanine nucleotide-binding protein G(I)/G(S)/G(T) subunit beta-1. The transcript is spliced from 8 exons. The record is from RefSeq and is a predicted model, not a curated record. Gene Ontology annotation, biological process: G protein-coupled receptor signaling pathway. Lineage: Eukaryota; Metazoa; Arthropoda; Arachnida; Ixodida; Argasidae. The coding region runs from base 353 to 1375 and encodes 340 amino acids. Gene Ontology annotation, molecular function: protein binding; signaling receptor complex adaptor activity. Gene Ontology annotation, cellular component: cytoplasm; heterotrimeric G-protein complex.